AAAAAAAAAUCAAAAUAUUGCAACGGGUUCGACGGUGCAGCCACCUGCUCGUCGGUGCAAAACAAGAAAGGCGAUAACGGUGUUUUCGGGAGCGGAGCGAUGGAGAAACUCGUCGCCGGGGUCGGCCGGAGCCGACUUCAUUGGAACGGGCGGCCGUUGGUGUGGGCGCGCGGCGCGGCUUCGAACGCGUCCCGAGCCCAACGGUCGCCACGGCCGGCGGCCGGCGGCGGCUUGGCGCCUGCGCGCUGGCUGUUGCCCGCCGGCCGCGGGGCCCGCCGCCCUCACUCGCUGCCGUCGAGCGCAGCGGCCGCGGGCGUCUCCACGUCGCUCGGCCGCAUGAGCGCCAAAGGCUUGACCCCCGCUCCCCUUGACGCCGACUGGAAAGUGGCGAAGAAGCACUUGGAGAAAAUUGAUCGCACAGAAAGACGAAGUUACUACAAAGCUGAAAGAUUUGUUAUCCUCGAUGAGAUUCAAACGUGGAAAGACUUUGCUGAAGAAGAGAAGUUUAAACAACCGUUAACUCACUAUGAGAAGGACGACGUUAUGAAUCAAAAGCUUUCACUCUUGCAGGAGGACAUCACCAAGCUGGAAAUUGAUGCAAUCGUCAAUGCAGCGAAUUGUUCACUGGUGGGAGGUGGAGGAGUGGACGGUGCUAUCCAUGCAGCAGCUGGGCCCUUGCUGCAGAAGGAGUGCAAUACACUGGGAGGGUGUAACACAGGAGAAGCUAAAGUUACCAGUGGAUACCGCCUGCCUGCUAAAUAUGUCAUCCACACGGUGGGACCCAUUGUACGGGGAAAGGAAAGACUUCCAGAGGAGGCACUGCAGAGUUGUUACAUAAAGAGUCUGAAACUUGCUGAGGACAAUAACCUGCGAACCAUUGCUUUUCCCUGUAUCUCAACUGGAAUUUAUGGUUAUCCCAAUGGACAGGCUGCAGAAACUGUCUUAAAGACUGUCAGAGAAUAUCUAGAGGAACACAGAAACUCAUUCGACCGCAUUAUGUUCUGCGUCUUUCUGAAGUUCGAUCACAACCUGUACAAGGAGAAGAUGCCUUUUUACUUCCCCUAUGAUACUGUUACUCCAAAGCCUCCAAAGGAGAAAUCCAACACUGCUGAUAAAGAUGAAAAUCAGACUGAGAAAAUGCUGAAACUCGGGAACAAACAAGGAACCAAGUCCCAGAACCAGCUUCAGGAACAGCAUCAGUGAAGGAUGAAGCCCUUAUUACAAGAGGAAGGCUGGAACUGAACACGCUGCAAGAAAUAUAUUCCUCACAGCUUCCACUCUAAUUCAUUUCAGCCAAGUCUUGAUCUGCAAACUGAAGGUUUCAUUUGGCCUGAAAACAAGACAGGGUGAAACUAUUAAUUCUGGAUUAUAAAGCACACCCACUAUUGAAGUCAAUAUACUGGUCACAGAAAGACAUCUAGAGGGGUGACUUAUAUUCUGUAUUUUUAUGUUAAUGAUUUUUUUCCCAUUAUGUCUGCUAACAGAAAAUAUUUUACUUCUCUAUGUAACUCGCUGCUGUCUUUCCAUUAUUCUGAAUGUGACUCUCCUAUCUCUCCAUAAUUCUCCAACUCCUGCCAUUUAUGUGUUAUUGUUAAUGUUACUCCCUCCCAUUAUCAGUUACCCACUUCCUAACUUCCACCCAUGUUCCCUAUGUAGCUGCUGCCCACCCCUGCCCAUUCUUCUUCAGUUCCCUACUCAUGCCUAGUGGCACACAAGGCAAACAAUGCUUACGCCUGUUUCCACGGCUAAAGUUCCUUGAACAGGUCGCCAGCCUGUGGCCAGAGGCUAUAGCUUGAGGGGCACCACUGUGCACCAAGCAUGGCUGACCAGGAAACUCUGCCACUCUUACUGCCUGCCAUAGGCGUAUUGGAAGGAUUUACAGGCUGAUAAUCAACCUGGUUAGCCAUGAAUCCAUUUACCCUGGCCAUCAAGUACUGGAGUGGGCUCGAACCACUUCACCACAGGGCCUACCUACUCCCGUCCAUUAUCCCAUCACCAAUCCGUUAUCUAUAUAAUUCUCCUCCUUGUAUCCAUCAUUCUCUGUGUGACUCCCUCUUAUCCGUUUGUCAUACCAACUUAAGGAAGGAUGGUAUAGACCGAAGUCUCUUCCUUGGCUGCAAUCACUGCUGACUGGUAGUUAAUAGUGGAUUGCUAUUGUGGAGAGCGGAUGGAGAGAUCGAGUUUGGCAGUUAUGCUUGAAAUGCAACCUUUGUGGAGCUCAUUAUCAUUGCCUACCCCCUGCCCCCAUUUUAAUGUCUCCUUUUCUCUGAAGCAGACAGGCAACUGAUGUCCCUUUAAAAGAAAAACAAGUUGUGCAUUGAUGGGUUAUUUUCUUUGUUCUGAAUGUACAUGUUUCUAUGCCUUGAUCGAUGUUUGAUUCUGAUAUCAUUGUAGCUGAUCAUGUAGUGAUAAAUUGAUUCACAUAAAGCUAAAUGGUUAUAAGUUUCUCUA
Molecule: messenger RNA, 2451 nt
Organism: Carcharodon carcharias (great white shark)
Lineage: Eukaryota; Metazoa; Chordata; Chondrichthyes; Lamniformes; Lamnidae
Product: ADP-ribose glycohydrolase MACROD1-like
Exons: 11
Coding region: 100-1203 (367 amino acids)
Biological process (GO): purine nucleoside metabolic process; peptidyl-glutamate ADP-deribosylation; DNA damage response
Cellular component (GO): nucleoplasm
Molecular function (GO): ADP-ribosylglutamate-[protein] hydrolase activity
Source: RefSeq, a predicted model, not a curated record